Corticium candelabrum is the source of this 560-nucleotide messenger RNA. RefSeq lists its product as uncharacterized. The coding region runs from base 26 to 523 and encodes 165 amino acids. The record is from RefSeq and is a predicted model, not a curated record. NCBI's taxonomy places the organism in Eukaryota, Metazoa, Porifera, Homoscleromorpha, Homosclerophorida, Plakinidae. The transcript is spliced from 2 exons.
CAAAACCAAAAACUCAAGCGAGAACAUGGAAAGUUUGCAGUCUCAGCUGUUUGAUACCUCGCUGCUGCGACUUUGUCAAACAGCGGCAAGUUCAGAAGAAUGGAGAGCAGAAGAUGACGAUAAUAUGCAACUCAGAGAACAUAGUAUAGCGCCUGGAGACUGCUGGCUUAGCAUUGAUCCCUGGGUAGCUUUGUGGUUGGACUACAGAAGUUUUAACAACAUGCCUCCUUUGAAAACAGCUGGUGAUUUUGUUUUGGUGAGCAUUGACCAACACAUACAGCAGAGGGAAUUUACUUCAAGCACCACAACCUUUGACAUAUGUCUACUACCAGCAAUUGAUUUGUUCAAAUUCUGGAGCACAUACAAGUGCAAGAAACCACGCCCAAACACUGUCCAUAGGAAUGGAAAAGAAUACCUAGCUCUUGACAGGUCUAUAGUAGAUGAUCUGUGCGUAUGGAUACGUGAAAUGAGAGAGCAGUUUGAGAAGCAUGGAAAAACAUUUUUUAUUAAAUCAAGCAAGUAAACUUUUGACAUUAAGUAUUGUUGAUUGUUUGCAAACU